Messenger RNA from Condylostylus longicornis, 2248 nucleotides. RefSeq names its product kelch domain-containing protein 10 homolog (gene slim). The record is from RefSeq and is a predicted model, not a curated record. The transcript is spliced from 3 exons. Gene Ontology annotation, biological process: positive regulation of stress-activated MAPK cascade. Lineage: Eukaryota; Metazoa; Arthropoda; Insecta; Diptera; Dolichopodidae. Gene Ontology annotation, molecular function: protein binding. Bases 174 to 1586 code for a protein of 470 amino acids.
AGAAAAAUUAAAAUUUAAAAUUUUUAUGCGUAAUAAACGCGUGGAAGUAUCUUUUAUUUUUUAUUUAAAAAAAUAUUUUCUUUUGAAGUUUGGAAACAAAAUAUAUAGUUACGUAUUGAAAGAUUUUUAUUUUAAAAGUAAACGUGGCCCAAGUUUAAAUUGGGGAAAUUGUUAUGAUAAAAACUAUUUUUAGUGUAAUAUAUUUUUUAAUAAAAUUAUUAUCUAAGCAUAUUAUAAAAUUUUUUAUAAUGGAAACAAUAAGUGAAAAUGAAAAUCAAACAGAACAAGGUAAUAAUGAAAAAAUGGAUUGGGAUUUUUGUGAUGAUGCUAGAAGUACAUCGUAUACAUUUAGACCUUAUGAAAUAGUAAAAAUCAAUUAUUGUGGUGAUAUAAGAAAUUCUGAAUAUCCAAGCCCUCGCAGUGGUCAUAGAGUAGUAUGCUCAAAUUCUAAUUUAUAUUGCUUGGGUGGCUUUAAUUUAACUCAUGUUAAUAGAGGAAAUAUAUCCCGUUUACUGUUUCGUGAGUUAUGGGAAUAUAAUUUUGUAACAAGAAGAUGGACAAAAAAGAUGGAUCACAAGGUGAAAGAUAUGCCAGAAGAAUUAGCAAGUAAUGCAGUCACAAUUCACGAUGACGUAUUGAUUGCUUAUGGGGGAACAGGUUAUCCAUUUGGGCAAGCUUGUUCAAACAACACCCACUUCUUCAGCAUAAAAAAACCGUUUGUUAAACGAUUGAAAGUUAGUGGUGAUUUACCAACGCCCAUGUAUGGACCAGCUAUAGUAGUUCAUGAUAGAUGGUUGUACACCAUAGGUGGUACAACUGGCUAUGAUUAUUCCUGUGAUGUUUAUCGUUUAGAUUUAUAUACAAAAACUUGGGAAAUGCUCUAUAUUUGCCAACCAGAUAGAAGGGAAGAUGAUCCGAAAGGACGUUACCGUCAUGAAAUUGUUUAUGAUGGGACUCAUAUUUAUGUUUUAGGUGGUGGUACAUCAAUAACUGCAUAUAGUCUAAAAGAAAUUCCUGCAUUCAAUUUAAAAACAAACACUUGGGAUAUGUUUAAAACUAAACCUGAUGUUACUCUUAAAGUAAACGGUGGAUAUCCUGAAUCAAGAAAAUGUUAUUCAUGUAUUCAGUAUAAAACAGAAAAAGGAAUUGAAGCAGUCAUUGCCGGCGGAUAUACGGAAAAUGAUAAUGCUUUUUCUGAUAUAUGGAAACUUACGUUUUCAAAUAUGGAAUGGAAAUUAAUUAGAACUGCUAAGUUACCAAAUCCUCUGUAUUUUCAUUCGGCAUCAACAUCUGGAAAUGGAUGUAUGUAUUUAUUUGGUGGUAUAGAAUUAGUAAAUGAUUUAAGCAGAACAAAUGACCUAUUUAAAAUGUGGACAACUAUACCGAAAUUAAGUGAAAUGUGUUGGGAUGCGAUAACAUACUACAAUCCAAAUUUAGAUAGAUAUACUGAAGGUGAUCUCUUAUCAAUUGGCAUACCAAAAAAAUUUGUAGAAAGAGUGCCUGUAGCUCAAAAAUAUAGUCCUAGCUCUAGUUCAGUUAGAAAAAAUAAUAUUUUUAAUCUUUAUAGCUGUUUUCAAAUCGAUUAAUAAAUAUAAUAAUUCGCAUAGGAAGAGAUCUUUACAAAACAAAAUUAAAAAUAAGUGUGUAUAUCGUACGCUUCCUUUUAAAUUAUAUUGAUUUUUUUUAUUGUUAGUAAUCAUAUGAAAAUUUUAUCUUAUAUACAUACGUUUAUAUAUCUAAUAUAAAAAAAAAAAAAAUUAACCUUUUAAAAUUAAAAAAUUACUGCUUAUUAUUAUGUUUCUAAACGCAUAAUAAACCCGCUUGAAUAUUCGAAUAUAAACUUUUUUUCAUCAAAAUAACAAAUAUAACGUCCUUAAAAUGAUUUCAAGGCAAUAAGUUUUUGUGGCAUUUUGUUAAGAAAUAAUUUUUUAAGCUACAUAAUUAUGUUUUACUUAGUUUUUUUGCUUAUAUUUAAUUAAACAAAAAGAAGAAAAAUAAUUUUUAAUGAAGAAAAUUUUUAGAGGCCAUAAGUUAAUAAGGUAAUAAAAGUAUGAUGAUGGAAAUAGUAAUUUAUUUAAAAAAAGAAAUUAAAAAAUUUAUACUCUACAUAUAAAGAAAAAUAAUAAUAACCUACAGUUAAAAAUAUUAUCUUAACAUUAACUAAAAUGAGGAAUAUCUACACAUAAUAUUUCUCAUUACUCAAUAUCGCAAAAAGUUUAGAAUUGACAAUUUUUAAAUUAUAAUAGAA